Molecule: messenger RNA, 362 nt
Organism: Eruca vesicaria subsp. sativa (arugula)
Lineage: Eukaryota; Viridiplantae; Streptophyta; Magnoliopsida; Brassicales; Brassicaceae
Source: the annotation of a GenBank genome assembly
AUGGAUCUUAAUAAUAAUGGGAUUGCAUAUGGCGACACUACGCUUGUUCGUCCUACAGGAACCCACAAAGCCACUAUAGUUUGGUUGCAUGACAUCGGGGAAAAUGGCCACUACUCAGCUCAUUUUGUAGAACAGUUGCAACUUGGAAAUAUUAAAUGGAUUUGUCCUACUGCUCCUACACGUCCCGUUUCUAGCUUGGGUGGAGCGGAAACCACUGCUUGGUGCGACGUCACACAAGUUUUUGAUGACAUGGAAGAUGAUUUGCCUUCUCUCAAUACUACAAGUGGUUAUGUGGUUGGAGGUAUGGGAAAUAUGGGCCUAAACGCUGUUCUAGGGAUCAACGGCUGGCUACCUUCCUGGAG